UGAAACGCCACAAACGCAAAAGCGUGCCAUUAUUGUGAAAAGGCAAGCCGGAUGUUACAUCUGCCGACACGUCAGGCUUGCCUGCACCGGAAGUCCUCGUCCGUUUCGGUGACGCUGCAUAAGACUGAAACAUGGAACGGUGCAGGCUGCUCGGACUGGUCCUUCUUAGCCUGGCUUUGAGUGGAGCCCAGGCUGUCACACCAACACACUACCUUUCCCUCUCUGAUGUUUCCCGGCUUCAAAACCUUCUUAGUCAGCCCUUCAAAGACUUGGAGUCAGCCUAUUAUUCUGUUCUUGGCCUCACCAAACUUGGAGCCAACGUGCCUGAUCACAAGGAAGUAUGCCAGUUCCUGAAAUCCCAGCUUGACGCUUCUAGUGUUGACUCGCUCUUCUUUGCAGCGGAGACCAGUCAAGCCAUAUCUGGGUGUGAGAUUCCUGUGUCCAAUGAAACGCGUGACAUCCUCCUGGCCGCCGUCAGUGAAGACUCCAGCAUGACUCAGAUCCACCGGGCUGUGAGCGCGCUGAGCUCCCUGGGUCUUCCUCUGACCUCUCAGGAGGUCGUAGGUGCUCUUACAGCUCGCAUCAACAAGGAGGACAAUGUCAUUGCCAUUACCUCAGCUCUGCAAACAGCCACCCGUCUUUCCCAACAGGCGGAGCUUGGAGGAAUACUUGAGGAAAUUGAGGAUCUGACGGCACGUUUAGAUGAUGUCGGUGGUAUCUACCUCCAAUUCGAGGAGGGACUUGAGGCCACUGCCAUGUUUGUGACUGCUGCUUACGCCUUGUCGGAUCAUGUCGAUAUGGAGCCCCCUCUCAAAGAAGACCAAGUCAUUCAGCUGGUGAACUCAAUCUUCAGCAAGAAAUCCUGGGACUCUCUGGCCGAGGCCUUCAGUGUGGCAAAUGCUGCCGCUAUUCUCUCAAACAACCGCUUCCAUGUUCCAGUUGUUGUUGUCACUCAAGGCCCGGCGACAGUGUCGCACAGCCAGCCAACCUUGCAGCUCCUUGUUACUGACGUCAUGUCUCAGUCUCUGGCUUCAGCCGUCGUGCAGGUGGAAUCUGUGUUUGCAGUGGCCCCCAAGACCAUUGUACUUGGCCAAGUACCAUUCACCCUCAAUGAUGGCGUCUUCGAACUGAACUUCAUGUCCCAGCAGCCAGCCAGCGGAUAUUACCAGUUUACUGUUUCUGUAACUGGAGAUAGCCGAUUGAUCGCCAAUCAUGUUGAGCUCAAAGUGAAAGUGUCAACCGAGGUGUCCAUUACCAACAUGGACCUCUCCGUGGUAGAUAAGGACCAGAGCAUCGGCACAAAGACCACCAGGGUCAACUAUCCCUCCAAAGCCAAGAGCUCAUUCACAGCAGACAGCCAUCAGAACUUUGCCAUGUCCUUUCAGUUGGCUGAUGCCAACACUGGAGUCGAACUCACCCCCCACCAGACUUUUGUUCGGCUGCACAAUCAGAAAACUGGCCAAGAGGUUGUUUUUGUUGCUGAGCCCGACAAGAGUGUUUAUAAGUUUGAGAUAGACACCACGAAGCUAAAAUCAGAGUUUGACUCCAUCUCUGGGACCUAUUCUCUAUAUCUGAUUGUCGGGGAUGCCACCCUGGAGAAUCCAAUAUUGUGGAACGUGGCUGAUGUUGUGCUGAAGUUUGUGGAGGAGGAAGCCCCAGCUAUUAUUCAAUCCAAGACUCUCUAUGUACCCAAACCAGAGAUCCAGCACUUGUUCAGAGAGCCAGAGAAGAAGCCCCCAACUGUUGUUUCCAACGCCUUCACGGCACUUGUCCUGUCUCCCCUCCUGCUUCUGCUCAUUCUGUGGAUUAAACUUGGAGCAAACAUUUCCAAUUUAAGCUUUUCUCCCAGCACCAUGGUCUUCCACUUAGGGCAUGCAGCCAUGCUGGGACUGAUGUAUGUCUAUUGGACCCACUUGAACAUGUUCCAGACUCUUAAGUACCUGGCCAUUAUCGGGACUUUGACAUUCCUGGCCGGGAACCGCAUGCUGGCCCAGAAAGCAGUGAAGAGAACAGAGAAAAAAUAAGCCGACGUAAUUAGAAGAAGCAUCAGUAUAUGGAGACAACCACAGAUGCAUCGAAUCUGACUAACGGGAGGAUUUUGUGCGUUGCCAAAUGAAAGGAAAUCCCCAAAAUAUCCAAACGUCUUCAAAAUCAGACCAGUCCAACCCCCGACGCCUCCAGUUGAGUGCUGCAACGCUACUGAUCAAUGCACUUCAUCUUCCUGUGAGAUUAUUUUUCUUGUUGUAAAACAUGCCAGUGACGUCUUUGUGCUUGGCUGUUUUUUUUGUUUUUUUUUAUGGUUUCUUGAUGGAAUUUUUUUUUUUUUUUGUACAUUCCCCUUAGUUGUCCCUUUUGCUCACAGCAGAAUUUGAUCAUCGGUCCUCAUUAGAUCAGAAACGUGAGCCACUUCUGCCAUUUUGAGUUUGAUGUGUCAAUGCAGAGGUGGUUUCACAUUUGUCCCAAGAUAAACUGAUAACGUGUGGGAAAUGUAAGGAUAUGUUUUUCUAAUUAAAAAGCCUAAAUAAAGAAA
This is a messenger RNA of Nerophis lumbriciformis (worm pipefish), 2530 nucleotides long. It is a transcript of the gene rpn2, whose product is annotated as ribophorin II. Gene Ontology annotation, cellular component: oligosaccharyltransferase complex; membrane. Gene Ontology annotation, biological process: protein N-linked glycosylation. The record is from RefSeq and is a predicted model, not a curated record. Lineage: Eukaryota; Metazoa; Chordata; Actinopteri; Syngnathiformes; Syngnathidae.